Molecule: messenger RNA, 2424 nt
Organism: Seriola aureovittata
Lineage: Eukaryota; Metazoa; Chordata; Actinopteri; Carangiformes; Carangidae
Gene: glsl
Product: glutaminase like
Exons: 22
Coding region: 251-2284 (677 amino acids)
Biological process (GO): L-glutamine catabolic process
Molecular function (GO): protein binding; glutaminase activity
Source: RefSeq, a predicted model, not a curated record
UGUGUGUUCGAGGUGCUGGCCAGACUCUCCCUUCAGCAAAGGGACUGUCCUUGGUUCAGGUGGGACAAGGACAGUCCUUUAACUUCAAUGUCCCGGAGGAGCAGCCUGGGCCCUACGAUUUGGAUUACCUUCAAAAUAAAAGUCUCAAAAUUGAAGGUUCACAGUCUGCAGACACUCAGAGAGGAACGUCCUCGUCCUACACGAAGACACUCAGAGAACACCUGGACUAACCUGAACACCUGGAGCGUCGAUGGAGAGCAGCCAGAGCCAGGAGGCGGAGGACGGCUCGUACCUGUGUUUUCAGAGAACUCCUUCUCUCAGACGCAAAUGGAGGAAACGUUACGGAGGUCUGGACGGAAACAAGCUGCUGGAGCCCAAUAAAGAGGCAGACAGUAAAGAUGAUGGAGGGAUGACAGACGAGAACCAGCAGAGGAACGUAGAGAACCAGAAUGCAGCUCCCCGCCCAGCACCCAGGAGCCUGAUCCAGAACCAGGUCCAGAGUCCAGUCAAGAGUCCGGUCCAGAGUCCGAUCCAGAGUCCGAUCCAGAGUCCGGUCCAGAGUCCGGUCCAGAGUCCGGUCCAGAGUCCGAUCCAGAGUCCGGUCCAGAAGCCCAUCAGCCUCGUCAGUCCUGGACCUGCAGUGGUGCCGGUGUCGGUCAGUAACGGCUGCCUGAAGCCUCCCCUCCCUCAGGCCGUGGUCCAGCCGGAGGACCGAGGUUUCCCCCCCUCCCAGCCCUGGUUCCCCCCCCAGCAGAGUCUGUCCAAACGCAGAGCAGCCGCUGACGUGCUGUUUGACAGCUUCGCCUCCGAGGGAAGAAUCAACGUCAACCAGUUCUUCGAGGCCAUCUGGAGCUCCGGUCUGCACCGGUCCGACCCUCGGCUCAGAGAGUGUUUCUUCCAUCUGAGAAAACUGCAGGACACUGAGGGAUCAGUGGACAGAAACGCCUUCCACAGGUGCAUCACAGGAUUCGUCUCCCUCAUCCUGAAAGCUCUGCAGGGACGAUUCGUUAUUCCAGAUUUUUCUACCUUCACUGAAGAGACCCAGAAGUUGUUCUCCAGGUGUCGUCAGCUGUCGUCGGUGCAGGAGAAAGAGAAGGAGUGUGUGGACAGCAGCAAGUGGGGAGUCUCAAUCUGCACUGUGGAUGGACAGAGGUUGUCUCUGGGGGACUGGGCCGGCUCUCUGGUUCUGGGUGAGGUGUCAUGGCCGCUGGUGUACGGCGUGGCGGUGGACCUGCUGGGCUCAGACCUGGUCCACAGAUACGUGGGUGUGGAGGAGUUCUCCAGAUACGACUCUCCGUUCACACUCACUAAGAAAGGAAUCCCUCACAGCCCGCUCACUGAGACAGGAGCCAUUGUUACUGUGUCUUUACUACAGCUGGCGGGGAGGCUGUGUGCAGAGGAAGAGGAGAAGUACGACUCAGUGCUGAACGUCGUGCGGAGACUCUGCAACAAAGAGCACGCCCACCUGAACUGCAGCAGUUAUCAGAGCAGCAGGACGUCCAGCGUCAGACUCCACGCCCUGUCCUUCUACCUGCAGGAGAAGAAGUGUUUCCCAGAGAAGACGGACAGCAACGCUGCUCUGGAUCUGAUGCUGCAGUGCUCCUCAACCGAGGUCACCUGUGAGUCAGGAGCCGUCAUGGCCGCCUCCUUAGCCAACGGGGGGCUCUGUCCGCUGUCAGGUGACCAGGUGUUGUCGCCGGCGACCGCGCGGAGCAUGCUGUCCAUGAUGCAGGUGGCGGGGAUGAAGGAUUACUCCACAGCUUUCCACUACAAGACGUCUGUGCCGGCGUCGUCCAGCAGCCACGGCUCCCUGCUGGCUGUGGUUCCUGGUGUUUUGGGUCUGAUGGCGUUUUCUCCAGAGUUGGACGCCUGUGGAAACCCCUGGAGGGCCGUCCACUUCUGCCAGGAGCUGAUCUCGAUGUUUCAGCUGCACAGUUUCGACAUCAGGACGCCGCUCAGGCAGAUUCUGGCCUACAGACAGUGGAAGACUGAGUCUGAGGGAUACCAGAUCAUGAACGUCCUGCUGGCGGCUUUUAAAGGAGACGUGCAGUCCCUGAGGAGGUACUUCCUGUCUGGAGUGGACGUUAAUGCUGUCGACUACGAUGGCCGGUCGGCUCUGCACGUGGCGGCCGCCGAAGGUCACACAGAGGUCAUCCGCUUCCUGCUGGAGAACGCUGGAGCGAACCCCGCCCUCAAGGACAGGUGGGGGAGCUCUGCUCUGCAGGAGGCCCGGAGGCACAGCAGGGGCUCUGCAGUUCAGCUGCUGCAGGGAGCCACAGUCUGACCUGGGACCAGUUAGACAGAAGCUGGUUCACAGAGAUACAUGGGUGACUCAGAUCUGAAGAACUGGUCUGGGUUUUAUCCGUCAGAUCAGAGCUGCAACAAUUACAUUAUAUUAAAUGUAUUUUUAUAAAAUGUUGAAAA